AUCUCUUGAAAUACUGGGCCUACAUGCUCACAGGCACCGAUCUUUCGAAUAAACCACCAACAGACAUGAUAUGCCAACUCCAACCUACACUUAUCAUCAUAAAAAUUGAUAAUUGUUUGCCCAUUUACCAAAGUCCGCUUAUUUGCCCUCUAACCUCCGCGUAUGUUUGCCGCCAUUUUUGCCUGCCCCUCUCAACACAUUCUUUAUGAUCGGUUCUGCUUCAAUCAUCUCCCAUCGUCUGCAUAUUACCAACGGGGAAACAUAUAGGCCUACUUUUGGAAGGCGCCAUCGAAUUCUCCUCCACGAACUAGUCAUUUGGGAAUCUGGUCUUUCAUUACACGGGAAACCGUUAUCAUAAUGAAUUGAUACGACGUAUUGGAAUAUUUUGAUGAUUUUACUUGAAAUCCAUGCCUCACUCUUUUGAGGAUCUGUUCUAAAAUCUUAAAUGACCAUCAUGAUUGGUGUAAGGAGAAAGAACUCAUUUUGUACCCGCCUUCUCUUAAUAUUAUGCUUAGCUUGGAUUGCUAACUCGGAAUUAUACCCAUUUGGAACAGGAAAUGGCGACACCGCUCUCAGAAAAGAAAACGAUUUUGCCGAACGCGUGACAUUAGAUAGAGCUUUCCCUUUUGGUGGGAAAUACCAUAAUGUAUUAUACAUAGGGGACAAUGGGGUAAUCUCGUUUGAGGAUGCAAUUUACGUGGAGUCUACCGUACCUAAAAAUAGGAAUUUACCAAUUUACUACGAUGCAGACGAGGACGGUGUUGUCGAGGACCCUGACGGAAUAUUUCCAUUUUGGGCAGACGUUGACAUAUCUAGUGACGGUGGAAACAUAUAUUAUCGCGUUUCAACCACUACGUCAACCCUCGAUCAAGCUACGACAGACGUCCGUAAUUACUUCCGGAGCAAUGUCAACUUUCAAGCUCAAGUAGUUAUUGUCGUCACAUGGGACCAAGUCUCAUUUUACGACCAAGCUGGUGACCAAGACCCUAGGAAUACUUUCCAGGCAGUGCUUAUCCAUGAUGGUCAAGAGUCGUUCGUUUUUCUCAACUAUGAAACCAUCAACUGGGUAGUUGGGACAUUGAUGCAAGGGGACCAAAAUACUGGCCUUUUCGGUUCUUCCAAAAUCGGCAUUGCAAUAGUUGGGUUUCUGAUGUCAGACGGUGAGAUUUCCGAAGUUUUUAACUACGAUCAAGAUACAUUACGGGAAUUGCCUACUGACAGCAACGUAGACGUAGAUGGAGUCUACGCAUACAAGGUAGACAGCAGUUCAAUCAUUGAUCCAGUCUGCAAAACUGGACCUGGAGCAGAAUUGUCAAUCACCCCAGCCCGCUGCGGUAUGAUGGGAGGCGAAAGGAUAUACCUCUAUGGACCAUGCUGGGCGGUAGAGCGAGUCCAGACCUGUGUGUUCUCCCAUGGUGGUGAGAUCAUCCAGGAAGUCAAUGCGACGGUCCUUAACACCAACGAGGCAUAUUGCGUCCCUGACCCUUUCUUCCUCGUCGGAGAGGUGACCAUUGCAGUGGUAAAGGCCGAUGACGAACUUGCUUCUUCACCUUCAACCAUAUAUUCCCUCCUUGAAAGCGGGAGAAUAACGCCUACCAUAACAAGAAGGGACACAGAUUCUUUCAAUUGGGAUGUGGCCGACAACUCUCUUACUAUUACUUGGGAACCAGACCAAGAAAGCUUUGGCAGCUCGGACAGCGCCCUCUCGAUCAAUGUUCUAGCAUACCGCGAGGACAGUCCUGGACCGCGAUGGGAAACAGUGUAUCUGAUAACUAAUAGCACAGCAGAUGAUGGCUCGCAUACGUUCACUCCAACGGCACAACCGGAAGUGACGGAAGACAAUGCAUUCGGAGUGAUCAGGAUUACUGGGAAUGCAAACGGUCGUGAACGUGUCCUAUGGAGCGACAUUCAUCCCCUGGGCUAUCUAAUGGAACAGUCCUAUCAGGAGGAUCCAGUCUUGUGGGCCACAGAUAAAUGCAAUGACUGGCUUACGGCAGACGACGCCAAAGGACCGUUUAUCGAGACCCUGGAACACAUUGUCUGCAGUAGCAUUCUUGACCACCUGGAUAGCAAUAACAUCUUAUGUGACGCCCAGCAUGGCUUUCGCAAGAAGCGCUCCUGUACAUCUCAGCUCUUACAUGCUGUUCAGGACCUUUCCAAGGGUAUUGAUGCUGGCGAUCAGCUUGGUGUGAUUCUACUGGACUUGUCAAAAGCCUUUGACAAGGUUCCCCAUGGUAGAUUGAUGUACAAAGUCAACUAUUAUGGAGUCAGAGGCAAUAUUCACUCAUGGAUUGAACAUCUACUCAGCAACCGCUCCCAGAGGGUUCUUAUUGAAGGAGUUACAUCUCAUGAAGCCCCCGUUCUCUCAGGAGUGCCGCAAGGUAGCGUGGUCGGACCUCUGCUCUUCCUCCUCUUCAUUAAUGACCUCCCUGAAUAUGUAUCAUCACAGUCUACGGUGCGCCUCUUUGCUGACGACUGCAUCUUGUACAGAAAGGUCAAGACAAAGGAGGACACUAAACAGCUUCAGAGGGACCUGGAUGCUCUUCAAGUAUGGGAAGAUGACUGGCUCAUGCAAUUUCACCCGCAAAAAUGCCAAGUUAUGCAUGUUACCAAUAAGAGGGUAGUUAUCAAGAGUUCAACACCAUAUUGCAUUCAUGGAACCCCCCUGGUGGAGACUGAUAAAGCAAAAUACCUUGGUGUAAACUUCGAGAAAACCUGA
Molecule: messenger RNA, 2719 nt
Organism: Lytechinus pictus (painted urchin)
Lineage: Eukaryota; Metazoa; Echinodermata; Echinoidea; Temnopleuroida; Toxopneustidae
Product: protein mesh-like
Exons: 10
Coding region: 446-2719 (757 amino acids)
Biological process (GO): cell-matrix adhesion
Source: RefSeq, a predicted model, not a curated record